CACAACACACACCCAACCUGGAGAAGAGCAUCAUGACUCAAAUCUGACGUGACGUCAUUUAAAGCGACGAGAUUGUGUUUGUUUGUUUGUUUGUUUGUUUUUAUGAAAGGGGGACAAGAAUAAAACCUCAAAACAAGGAAAAUUAAUUGCUUUCUAAAAUUGUUAAGCACUGUUGCAGUCAUGCCAGCAGCAAGGAAAAUAAGGAAGCCUGAUAUUAAGGUGGUCAUCUUGGGAGACAUGAACGUUGGGAAGACAUCUCUCCUCCACAGAUACAUAGAGAGGAGCUUUAAAGACACCCUGAGCACAGUUGGAGGAGCUUUCUUCCUAAAGCAGUGGGGCCCCUACAACAUCUCCAUAUGGGACACAGCAGGUCGUGAGCAGUUCCACGGUCUGGGCUCGAUGUACUGCCGUGGUGCGGCAGCCAUCAUCCUGACAUAUGAUGUGACCAGCUGGCACAGUCUGAUUCACCUUGAGGAACGGUUCCUGUCGCUUACCGACUCGGCCAACAGAGACUGUGUUUUUGCUGUUGUAGGCAACAAGGCUGAUCUGACCAACCCGUGUGCCCAGAUCCCUACCACCGAGGACACCCCAGCUGGCCCCACCCCUCCAUACACACCUACUGUCCACAAACAGGUGGCACGGGAAGAUGCUGUGGCGCUCUACAACCGCAUAAUUCGCUACAAGGCACUUGAGACACACAUACUCCCGUGUGCUGAGGAUGUGUGCUUCGAGACAAGUGCAAAAACGGGCUACAACGUUGAUUCACUGUUUGAGACACUGUUUGAGCUGCUGUUGCCAUCCAUCACCAGGAAGCAGGUGCAAACGCAGACCGAGUCAGCUACUGUGUGUUUGGAGGACUGUCAGGACGGAGAGAAGAAAAAAAGUCAAUGUUGCGCAUGAAGAACAGGAAUACUAGUAGAUGCUUAAAAAUUUCAGUCAUCUGGCUUUCUAUGAAUAAUUAAUAGUAGUAAAUCAAAGUGACAACUUUAUUAAACACGUCUUGAAGACUUGUUACCACAGAAGAGUGACAGAGUCUUUCUAGCUAAACCCCAGCUGCCUUGACUUUGUGAUGCUCUAGCUUGGCCAAAAACACAAUCUUUACAUGAAAACCAUGACCACUGACCUCAGUCCUGUACCUGGGGUCAGUGAUGGUGGUUUAUGUUUUAGCAUGUAGAUCACGUUUUCUGACACAUUUGCUUGAUGUUUGAGUCUUUGGGGAAGUGAAUGUGAGGAAGAGAUUUUGGGGAGUCAUGGUAGAUGCUAGCUCUAGCUUGGCCUCUUUACACCAAAAGACAUUGUUACCAGGACUUAAGUAAUACUCAAGACUGCGGAUUUCAGAUCAGCCUGAAAAGGCCACAGUCUUUCACGUCACUGUGGUUUAUGUCAGAAAAUUCUGUUUGUGUGUGUACUGUUAAGUUUGUUCUUUACCUUCUCUGCCUCUGAUGAUCAUACUGUGCAGCAGAUUCUAUGGUAGCACUUAUAAGCUUGGAUGUGUGCAAAACACGCUUUGGUGUCUGUUGCGGUACAAAAUUAUUUGGACCAAAUUCAACUUUUGUAACUCUACUGUGAAAACAACUUGUAUAAUUUUACAUAUUUGCAAACUGAUUUACUGUAUUAUAAAUUAAAAUAAAGGAUGGUUAAAUUA
This is a messenger RNA of Neoarius graeffei (lesser salmon catfish), 1645 nucleotides long. Its product is annotated as ras-related protein Rab-20-like. Bases 181 to 900 code for a protein of 239 amino acids. Gene Ontology annotation, cellular component: endomembrane system. Gene Ontology annotation, molecular function: GTPase activity; GTP binding. The record is from RefSeq and is a predicted model, not a curated record. NCBI's taxonomy places the organism in Eukaryota, Metazoa, Chordata, Actinopteri, Siluriformes, Ariidae. Gene Ontology annotation, biological process: intracellular protein transport. The transcript is spliced from 2 exons.